AUGAGCUACCUAAGCCCGACCCAGACGCGCGCGGCGGCGGCGGCCCCGUCCCUCGCGGCGGCCGUGGGCGCGGAGCUCGCCCGGCUCGAGGGGCGGCUGGGGCAAUGGGCCGACCCGGACGCGCGCCAGCGGCUCGCCGGGCUCGGCGAGACGGCGGCGGCGCGGGUGCUGCGGACGAUCGGCGAGUCCCGCACGCCCGUCAAGACGCUCUCCGGCUACAUCAGGCACUUGGCGGACAAGGAGGCCAUGGAGCGCAAUGCGAGGGGCAUCCCUCCCGCCGAGAGCGCCGCCUGCAGCUCCGGCCCUUCACACGGAGAUGAAUCUGUGUCUGGGCCACUUUACUAUAGCGAUGAUCAAUAUGAUGUUCAAAGCCCUUACAGAGAGGAAAUAACUUUGGGUAUCUCAAACCAUGCUGGGGUUGCCAACCAGCCAAGGCCUAUCGGCUCGCAAGCUAAUGAGGGUUCUGGCAGAGAAAUUGCUCAUGUGGUUCCAAACCUGUCUGCAAUGGCAGCUCAGACCCCAUCUGGUUGGGUGUCGUUACGAAAUCAGAAUGAGACUCAGAUUAAUAGUCCUAUCCGAUCAAUGGCUGCAUUGACUGCUAUCACGUCGCCGGUUCAAGCACUGCCCUGUAUGGAAGGUGAUAUCCCAUCCGCAAUGACACCUGCUAUGAUGCCGGUUCCAACUCUGCCCAGUACAGCAGGUCAGAACAAAUUGGGAAAGACACCUGCUAUGAUGCCGGUUCCAACCCUGCCAUGGAUGGCAGGUGAGGACCCAGAAGCUUGGAUCCGGCUCCUGAAACAGGACUAUUCUCAUUACCCUGCGAUGACUCCUCUGGUGUGGAACCAGAUACCUGUGCAGAUUAAUAGUCCUUCCCGAUCAAUGGCUCCUAGUGUUAUGAUACAGGAAGGCACCCCAACCACGACAGCAAACAAUAUUCAUACACCUCCAAGAAGUGUGUCCACACCAAUCCAUGUGCGGGAUAUUUCAGGACAAGUUCAGGGAAUUGGUGUUCCCUCUGGAAGCCCACACAGCCCAGCAUGGGCAGGGAUGUCAAGUCCUACAUUCUAUUGUUCUACAUCAAAUGCAUCGAGGGAGAAAGCAAGUCCUCAAAUGGAAGCACUGGAUGGAAUGGAGUUCAGGAAGAUAUUUAUGAUCUUUGCGUACCUUUCUGGGAGGAGGAUAGAAGAUGAACUAUCUGUCGACUAUAUUAGAUCCUUGCAGAGACUUCCCAUGGAUCAUUUCGAGUCACGAAUCUGGAACAAGUUUGGUUGCAAGUAUAUGGAUGUUUCAGACAGAACAAAGAACCUCGAUUCAGACUCAGGUACAGCAAGAGUCUACCAUUGUAAUGUUGAGAUAAGAGGGGAUUAUGCGGUCAAAGUUUUCAAGGGACCAUACGUGGAGACUAGAAGGACUCAUCUGGCAAAAGUUAUUGGUGAUGAUAACGUCCUUGUAGUGAAGAUCAUAGGGGAAUCUUCAAAAGACAAGACUGAUUUUGCACCUUACCAUAAGGUCGCUGAAGAUGGUAUUUUUCUGGGUUUGCGUCGAUACCAAUUUUUCCUUUACAAAGAUGGAGGAAAAGAAGAGAAAAUUAAAGAAGAUAGAAGAUUUGGGGGUCAUGAGAAAUGCACUUCAGCUGUGAGGUGCUACUUUGUUCGGACCGAGUCAGGAUGGAAGAUGGAUGAACCUUAUAUACUCUCUGGCAAAACAAUCAGUCAGGCCCGCAAACUUUUCAUGCAUGUGCAUACCGCUCCCACCUUGGCGAAAUAUAUGGCCAGGUUUGCGUUAAUACUAUCCAAAACUAUCACAUUGGAGGCUGAUUUAUCAGUGGUUCAUGUUAUACAGCUUGAUGAUAAACCUUGCAGCGAUGAAUAUGGGAACAUUGUUGUUCAAGAUGACGAGCCUUUAAUUCAUACUGAUGGAACUGGCCUUAUCUCGGAAGAUUUAGCUAUGAAAUGCUCCACAAGUAUCUCCGAGAGCAAGGAUAUUGUAUCCUGUGACGAAACACCUAUGGUGUCUUCACGUGCGAAGAGGCGUCGGUCUAUCGCGCCUCUUCUUACGCAGUUCCGUAUGUUUUAUAAAGGAGCAGCUGUUAAGGGAACUGCCUUAGUUGACAGAAGGCUUCCUUCUGGAACUAUUCUUAUACGUCCAUCAAUGAUAAAGAUAAAAUCUGAUCCAGAAUUGUGUGGUGUACAGACCGUCAACUCUUUGGAAAUAGUUACAACAAGCAAUCAACCCAAGAGGACAUUAACAUCAAAAUACUUGAUUGCACUACUUUACUAUGGAGGGGUGAAGGCAGAGUACUUUAUAGAGCUUCUACACGAUGCAAUUGAAGGGGCUGAGAAUGCUCGUUAUGGUUACGGUGAUGCACUUAAACUUGCAUUUAUCUAUGCUGACAUGGAAGACUCCAUGUCGGCACGAAUGCUUCUUUCCGGGGUCCCACUAGAAGAUGCAUAUUUGCAAUCUAGACUGGCUACCAUGUCUCAGCUGGAAAGGAAAGGAAUCAAGGAAGGCAAACUACCGAUUAAUGAUUGCUUUUAUUUGAUGGGUACAACAGAUCCUACAGGAAAACUCAGACCCAAUGAAGUUUGUGUGAUACUUGACAGAGGACAAUAUUCUGGAAAAGUGCUUGUCUAUAAACAUCCUGGGUUGCACUUUGGGGAUAUACAUGUAUUGACAUCAAGAUAUAUUAAGGAUAUAGACGAGGCAGUGGGGCAUUCAAGAUAUGCUAUACUUUUCCCUACAUCUGGGCCACGAUCUUUGGCCGAUGAGAUGGCCAAUAGUGACUAUGAUGGGGACAUGUAUUGGGUCUCGAUAAAUGCACAGUUAUUACAGCAGUUCAAGCCUUCUAACCCAUGGAUUCAAAAAAUUAAACCAAAGAAAGCCUGCCAAAUGUGUCCUCAGGUUUUUAAUGAGUCGCUACUCGAGAGGAAUCUAUUUCAUGAUUUCUUGAAAGCAAGAUUUGCCCGCAGUUCUGUACUUAGCACUGCAGCGGAUUGUUGGUUAGUAUACAUGGAUCGACUCAUAACAGAUGAUCUUGAUGAAGGUGAAAGGGAAGUAUUAGAGAAAAAGAUGGAAACAUUAGUAGAUCUUUAUUAUUUGGCCCUGGAUGCUGCAAAGACUGGGAUGAAGAUCAAUGUCCCUUCUGAGCUGAUACCAAAAAGUUAUCCACACUUCAUGGAUCGGAAGCAAUGCUACCAUUCCAACUCCAUACUAGGCAGAAUCUAUGAUGAAGCAGUGAAACUGCAAUCUGAGAAUGUUGGACCAAUCGAAAUAUCGUUGGACCCGCGUUUUAAUGAAAGGGGAACUUCAGAAUGCAAGCCCUUCUGGACACGUCAUUACAAGGAUUACUUGAGAGAGAGUGGGCCACUCAGUGAAAUACAGGAUAAGGAAGAAGUGAACUUAAAGUUUAAUGAACUCUACCACAAGUACAAGCAUAUUCUCUACCAUGCUGCUGAAUUUGAACAAACCCCAAGGGACCUGAAAGAUGUGUUUGAUGAGGCAUGCGCGAUUUAUCAAAUCGCCUACGAGAGCGCAGUGGCUGCUAAAAAACCCGGGAGAUGCAGCUUCGUGUGGAAAGUCGCGGGCCGCGCGCUAUGCCAUUUCUACGCCCUCGAGACUGAGGACGACAAGGUGCUUGUCCCGCUGUCGAUCGCUAAGGGUUUUCUGGUGAAGGGUCGCAAGAAGUAGCAGCAAGGUGCUGCGAAUAUAACUAGAUGCUGUACAAAGUAGGUAUCUACUGUAGCAGUAUAUCAGGGUGG
Lolium rigidum is the source of this 3758-nucleotide messenger RNA. Its product is annotated as probable RNA-dependent RNA polymerase 3. The transcript has 19 exons. The coding region runs from base 1 to 3687 and encodes 1228 amino acids. Gene Ontology annotation, molecular function: RNA-directed RNA polymerase activity. Gene Ontology annotation, biological process: siRNA processing. Gene Ontology annotation, cellular component: nuclear RNA-directed RNA polymerase complex. Lineage: Eukaryota; Viridiplantae; Streptophyta; Magnoliopsida; Poales; Poaceae. The record is from RefSeq and is a predicted model, not a curated record.